Molecule: messenger RNA, 3814 nt
Organism: Ficedula albicollis (Collared flycatcher)
Lineage: Eukaryota; Metazoa; Chordata; Aves; Passeriformes; Muscicapidae
Gene: ADAMTS19
Product: ADAM metallopeptidase with thrombospondin type 1 motif 19
Exons: 23
Coding region: 67-3654 (1195 amino acids)
Biological process (GO): proteolysis; extracellular matrix organization
Cellular component (GO): extracellular matrix
Molecular function (GO): metalloendopeptidase activity
Source: RefSeq, a predicted model, not a curated record
GCCCCGCGGCGCUCCCCGCUCGGCCCUGCGUGCCGUGCCAGCCGGCGUCCCGCGGGCGCGGAGCCGAUGGCGCUGGGAGGGAGGAUGCGCCUGAGCCGCGUCUGCUGCGUGUUCUACCAGCUGUGCGUGCUGUCAAGCGGGCUCGGCGCAGGUCUCCAUGCGUCAGAAGAGACUGAGGAGUGGGAGAUCGUCUUCCCGGCACUGUGGAGCCCGGGCCAGCAGGAACCGACGGGUGGCAGUGGUGGUGGUGGGGGUUGCAAUGUCGACCCCAGUGGUGGGAACCGAAGCAGCACUUUCAGUGCCCCAGUCACACCUAGCCCAGUGGCUGGCAGUUCCCGAGAGGUGCGCUCAGUCUCCUCCUCUGUGGACGGGCAGGCGCAGGCUGUAGGGGAGGCAGCAGAGGAAGAGGACACUGAGGAUGAGUAUGAGUCUCAGGAGUUUUAUCACUGGUCCCCCCUGCCCCAGGGGUCUGGCGCUGCCUCUCAGUUGCCAACACCACCAUCUCCCCCACCACCACCUCCAGCCGAGGAUGGAGAUGAAGUGCUGCUGAGGAUCCCAGCUUUUGCUCGGGAGCUCUACCUGCUGCUCAAGAGGGACAGCCGCUUCCUGGCUCCUGGCUUUGCUGUGGAAGAGCGGCUCGGGGGUGAGGGCAAAAGUCCACCCAGUGCUGCACAGUCACAACCUGAGAGAGCUUGUUACUACAGUGGUGCAGUCCUCCGCUACCCGGGCUCCUUCGCCUCCUUCAGUACCUGUGGUGGACUGAUGGGGUUUAUACAGAUUAAUGAGGAUUUCAUAUUUAUUGAGCCACUCAAUCGCACUUUGGCUGUGACAGGGCAUGCACACAGGGUGUACAGACGGAAAAGAUCCGCAGAGGAGAAGAUUUCUGAAAAGCCACCUUCUCAGAAUCAGUACUGUGGUGUUGUUACAGAUAAAAGAAAAUCCAAGACUCAAAAAGUGUCGGAAAGUGGAAGAGGAAAGCGAUACUCUUACAAGUUACCUCAAGAGUACAACAUAGAAACUGUUGUGGUGGCAGAUCCAGCUAUGGUUUCGUAUCAUGGAACAGACGCUGCCAGAAGAUUUAUUCUAACCAUCUUAAACAUGGUUUUUAAUCUUUUCCAACACAAGAGUCUAGGAUUACAAGUAAAUCUUCGGGUGACUAAACUUGUCCUUCUUCAUGAGACUCCAGCAGAUAUGUAUAUUGGACAUCAUGGUGAAAAAAUGCUGGAAAGCUUUUGUAAAUGGCAGCAUGAAGAAUUUGGCAAGAAGAAUGAUAUACACUUAGAAAUGUCGACAAGCUGGGGAGAAGACAUGACUUCAGUUGAUGCAGCCAUACUGAUCACAAGGAAGGAUUUCUGUGUACAUAAGGAUGAACCAUGUGAUACUGUUGGUAUAGCAUACCUGAGUGGAAUGUGCAGUGAAAAAAGAAAAUGUAUAAUUGCAGAGGACAAUGGUCUGAAUCUGGCUUUUACAAUUGCACAUGAAAUGGGUCACAACAUGGGGAUAAACCACGACAAUGACCACCCAUCCUGUGCAGAUGGUGUCCAUAUCAUGUCUGGGGAAUGGAUUAAAGGACAGAAUCUUGGGGAUGUCUCGUGGUCUCAGUGCAGCAGGGAAGAUCUGGAAAGAUUCCUCAGGUCAAAGGCCAGUAACUGUCUGGUACAGACGAAUCCUCAGAGCCUCAAUUCUGUGAUUAUUCCCUCUAAGCUGCCAGGAAUGACGUACACUGCAGAUGAGCAGUGUCAGAUUCUUUUUGGACCAACUGCUUCCUUUUGCCAAGAAAUGCAGCAUGUCAUUUGCACUGGGUUGUGGUGUAAGGUGGAAAGUGAGAAGGAAUGCAAAACUAAACUGGAUCCGCCAAUGGAUGGAACAGACUGUGACACUGGAAAGUGGUGUAAGGCUGGAGAUUGUAUCAAUCGCACCUCUUUUGCGGAGCAUGUGGAGGGGGAGUGGAGCGCCUGGAGCACUUGUAGCCGAACUUGCAACACUGGAAUCAGCAGCCGACAACGCAAAUGCCCUGGUUCAGGCCUUGAAGGAGAGUGUCAUGGGCCCACAAUGCAGUAUAGGGUAUGUGAAAAUCCUUCUUGUCCUGCUGGUGUGCCUGCCUUUAGGGACUGGCAGUGCCAAGCUUUCAGUGUCAGAUCUUCGUAUCAGAAGCAUGUGCACCAGUGGCAAGCUGUCAUUGAUGAUGAAAAGCCGUGUGCUUUGUUCUGUUCACCGGCUGGAAAGGAUCAGCCUGUUCUUCUAACAGAAAAGGUGAUGGACGGGACUUCCUGUGGCCAGCAUGGGCUGGAUGUCUGUGCAGAUGGUAGAUGCCAGAAAUUUGGCUGUGAUGGUAUAUUAGGAUCUCUGGCUCGUGAAGAUCAUUGUGGUAUAUGCAAUGGUAACGGGAAGUCAUGCAAAGUUAUUAAAGGUGAUUUUAACCAUACCAGAGGAGCAGGUUAUGUGGAAGCUUUGGUGAUACCUGCAGGAGCAAGGAGAAUCAAAGUUGUGGAAGAAAAACCAGCUCACAGUUAUUUAGCUCUUAGGGAUGCUGGAAAACAGUCAAUCAAUAGUGACUGGAAGAUAGAGCAUUCUGGAACAUUCAAUAUUGCUGGGACCACAGUCCAUUAUGUUCGGAGAGGUCUCUGGGAGAAAAUAUCAGCCAAAGGUCCCACAACAUCACCUUUACAUUUACUGGUGCUGCUCUUCCACGACCAGAGCUAUGGUUUACACUAUGAAUACACAAUCCCACUGGAUCCUCUGCCUGAAAAUCAGAGCUCUAAAGUACCAGAGCCCCUUUUCAUGUGGACACAUUCUACCUGGGAAGACUGUGAUGCUGUAUGUGGAGGAGGUGAAAGAAAGACAACAGUCUCUUGCACAAAAAUUAUGAACAAGAAUAUCAGUCUUGUGGACAGCAAGAAGUGCAAAUAUUUAACAAAACCUGAACCACAGAUCCGCAAGUGCAACGAACAGCCCUGCCAAACAAGAUGGAUGAUGACAGAAUGGACACCGUGUUCAAGGACAUGUGGGAAAGGAACCCAGAACAGACAAGUAGCCUGCACACAGCAGCUCAGAAAUGGGACCCUGAUCAGAGCCAGGGAGAGGGACUGUCUGGGGCCAAAGCCUGCUUCUGCACAGCGCUGUGAAGGCCAGGACUGCAUGACAGUGUGGGAGGCAGGAGUCUGGUCUGAGUGCUCUGUAAAGUGUGGUAAGGGAGUACGGCAUCGGACUGUGAGGUGCACCAAUCCACGCAAGAAAUGUGUUUUGUCCACUAGACCUAAAGAGGCAGAGGACUGUGAGGACUAUUCCAAAUGCUAUGUCUGGAGAAUGGGAGACUGGUCUAAGUGCUCUGUCACCUGUGGCAAAGGAAUGCAGUCUCGAGUCAUCCAGUGCAUGCACAAAAUCACGGGAAGGCAUGGCAAUGAAUGCUUUUCUUCAGAAAAGCCUGCAGCCUACAGACCCUGCCAUCUCCAUCCCUGCAAUGAGAAAAUUAAUGUUAACACAAUAACAUCACCCAGGUUAGCUGCUUUAACAUUCAAGUGCCUAGGAGACCAGUGGCCUGUGUACUGCAGAGUGAUAAGAGAGAAGAACCUCUGUCAAGACAUGAGGUGGUACCAGCGAUGCUGUGAGACGUGCAGGGACUUUUAUGCGCAAAAGAUGCAGCAGAAGAGUUGACCUCAGUCAGGCUGGCUGUCUCUCGGCUCUUUGCAAUCUUAUUAUUUAUAAACACACACACCCACACAGGCUUUUUCAGACCAAAUAUUAUCAGAUGACAUAUAAUUUAAUCAAAUUAAUUUAUUUUUGCCUGCCAGACAUCCUUAAUGAUUUUGGUUAG